Molecule: messenger RNA, 872 nt
Organism: Musa acuminata AAA Group (dessert banana)
Lineage: Eukaryota; Viridiplantae; Streptophyta; Magnoliopsida; Zingiberales; Musaceae
Product: HMG-Y-related protein A
Exons: 2
Coding region: 161-673 (170 amino acids)
Biological process (GO): nucleosome assembly; chromosome condensation; negative regulation of DNA recombination
Cellular component (GO): nucleus; nucleolus; nucleosome
Molecular function (GO): nucleosomal DNA binding; double-stranded DNA binding
Source: RefSeq, a predicted model, not a curated record
UCUUUCUCUCUACCCCUCACUUUCCCUUUCGUCCCACUGCGUCACACUUAAUUCCAUCCCAUUAGCAGACAGACUAUUCUUCCUCCGAUCCCUUUCUGUCUCCUCCUCCCUCUCCCUCUCCGACCACAACCCCACAGAGUCGCUCACCCCCCGUAGUCCAAUGAGCACAGAAGAAGAUCCGCGGACCCACCCCCUCCCUCCGUACCCUGAGAUGAUUCUGACCGCGGUCUCGGCGUUCGGUGAGGAUAACGGGACGAGCGAGUCGGCCAUCUCCGAGUACAUCGAGUCCUCCCACAGUGGCCAGCUGCCGCCGUCCCAUCCUUCGCUGCUGGCUGCCCACCUCGCCCGGAUGACGGAGACCGGCGAGCUGAUUUUGGUCGACGGCGGAUACCUGCGGUCCUGCCCGGACACGGAGCCGCCGCCCAUCAAGCGCGGCCGCGGGCGGCCGCCCAAGGCUAAGAUCCCCGUCCCGGCCGACGCCGCUCCGAGGCGGCGCGGCCGUCCGCCGAAGCCCGCAGACCCCCUUGCUCCCGCCAAGAUCCCCCGCCCCCGCGGUCGCCCCCGCAAGAACGCCCCUUCUGACGCUGCCCCCAGGCAGGCUGGUCUGGCCAAGAGGCCGAGGGGCAGGCCACCUAAAGUUAGGUCGCAGUUCAGGGAAGUCGGGUUUGUCUGAGCUGUGGGGGUAGUAGGAGGAUGCUAAUUAUUCAGACAAGUUGGCAUUUUGAUUGUGGAAGCAAGUUGAUGGGAGUGGGGUUGGAUUGUGGUUUUCUUGUAUGUUGCACAAGACUAUGAGGUGAGUGUUUAAUUAAUUCCACUGCUUGAUGUUCCGAUGCCUUCCUUCUUCUUAAAAGAACUAACUUUUAUUGUGCUGA